UAUAAAAUGACGUAGCCAUGCAUUAAUUCACUACAUAAACUGUGUUCAGAUUUGAUUUAAUCUACAAUCGUUUUCUUCACUCAGGUUGUUGCAGAAAGAAAGAUGGACCGUAAUGAUGAGAGAAUCAAAAGAGCUUUAAGACGCCGCCCUUAUGUGUUGAAACCAGUGAGGGUGAACACCCCUGAUUCCGUGUUGUGGCCAACCGGCAAGGUGCACAGAAGGCCAAAGCCUUCUACUUCAGUGCAGACCCCUCAGAUCCACAAAAGGCCUCCAAUCAUUGUGAGCUAUGGGCAGGACCAAACAUCUGGGGAUGGAUGGAGCAUCAAUCCAGAGCCUCUCAGCCAGUCUGGAAGGGUGACUCGGCUGAUGGAGAGAAAAUAUGAUGUGACCUCAUCUUCCAGUUCUGAUGACUUUUCCAUCUACUCCUUCACUGACUGUGAAUCGGAGUGUGAUGAUGAGGAUCAUGAAAGGAGGACACCACCGCUGAAAGUUGAGGAUGGAAAAGUGACCAAGCUUGACGUGAGGGUUAUGGACGAGGAUGAUGAUCUGUCUCUCCACUCCUUCGAUGAGUCAGACUUCCUGAGCCCAGGGAAGGACUCAAGUCCUGUAUCUGUCAAGAAUGGUCUCUCUCCUCUUGUGACCUCAGCACACCGGACCCUGGCUGAAGCCCUACGGGCCCUGCCCUCUGCUGUAGGCUCUCCCUACCCAGUAAACGUCCCAAGGCCUCUGACUCCUCUCAGCCCUGUCAUUAUCGCUCCGCCCCGAACAGAGAACUUCCCAUACCGCCACAGCCCUCGCCUGGCUCCCAUCACCAGCCUGAGCGAGUCCGGCAGGAAGCUGCUCCAGGAAAUUGCUGGAGUGGCCCCACAGGUUUCUUCAGUGGCUGCUGCCCAAACUGAGAUGUUCAAAGAAAUAAUGGCCAACUAUUACUUCUACCACACACACACACACACACACACACACACACACACACACACACACACACACAUUUUGAGUAUUGGUUAUUCCUACAACACACACAAACGUAAUUUCAGAGACAGGAAUUAUGAUUAGCAAAAUACAUAUAUUGGUCUCAUUCUUAUAUUUUGAGACAUGCAGCAUUAUAAAAAAAAAAAGAUAUUGGUCUCCAUACAGCCUAUGAUAAUGAUUUGGAUUUUCAUGCUUAGGCUUGGAAAUAUAUCCAGGAGAAGCAGGGUCAACACCUCUACUCAUGUCAUAAGUGCCAUGACAUCUUUAGUAACUACAGAGAGAUAAGACCUCUGUCUCCACAUUCUCAUCCAAAGGACAGCACCAACCUUAGGGCAGUGUCACUGGUAUCCUUGGGCCAAAGUGAAGAGGUGAGGGCCCCUUACUGGUCUCCUUGCAAUAUCUGGUCUCCCACACAGAGAUGGAAAUCUACACCUGUUUAGACCCUGGAGGAUAUGGCUUCAGAUGAAAGACAGCAGAGAGAUGUCCCCAGUCCACCUGGCCGUGCUGCUGCUCCAGUUUCAACUGUUCUGCCUGCGGCUAUGGAACCCUGACCUGUUCACCG
This is a messenger RNA of Salmo salar (Atlantic salmon), 1531 nucleotides long. NCBI's taxonomy places the organism in Eukaryota, Metazoa, Chordata, Actinopteri, Salmoniformes, Salmonidae. The record is from RefSeq and is a predicted model, not a curated record.